CCCCCCCCCCCCCCCAUUGACAAGAACACCUUUGGGUUACGGACGUUUACGGCGGAUUAGUUGUUCGGUUGCGAAUCUAUCUGUUGAGGUGAAGGGCCACUUCCGCACGCUCUUCGUCGCGGUAAUCGUGAGGAGCGGUUUGGAGGUACGUGCGUCUGCAUGUCUGACGACAACCGUCGUUGACAACUGCUUCCGCUUGGGGCUCGACGGUUCUGCCCAUUUUUCACGCCGAGUCGAUCUUUCCCUCCCAAGUCAUGUGCGUGCGUGGUUGUCGAAUUUCGCUGUUCAUCUCCGUCUGUUGUGCAUGACAUUUUGGAAGAUGGCAAGCGGAAAUAAGCGCGACAACACGCGCCCCGCUGUCGCGGGUGCUCUACGCAAAGUUGCAAACACAUUCGACCUCUUGCACCCUGUCAUUCACGGACCACAGCGGCGUAUGUGACUCCGACAACGUGCGACGAAGAAAUUCAAAGGCCCAAGUUCAAAAGGACGAGUCGAACCACUUGAGCUACGACAGGUCGAUGGAGCCUUGGGACUGACUCAGCGUAGCGCUUCACCCGGCCCCCGCCCCCGCUGCGUGGUCGCGGCCGGAAGCGUCUUGUGAGCCGUAAUGCUGAACCGCAAGCCCCCCCCCCACAACCUCCCGGUAGGUCGCUCGCCCGCGGAACCUCCGACGUUGAGGUCUCCCACGUGGCUGCAAACACUGUCCAUCCCAUGUACCGGGACGGGCUGAGAGUUGCCGCCCCCGCCACGACCACCCCCUCCCCCGGCGGCACGCCCGCCGCCGCGACCACCUCCGUCUUGGGCUACGUUGCCGCGUCCGCGCUGGCAGUUGUCGUUGCGACCAGGGAAUCGGGAACGCUGCCGGGGGCCAAGGUUCUUCUUCGGAGCACCAGCUUGCCGGGUCACCUGCCGCGGGGGCAGGAGGUCGCCCUUCGAAAUCUCUGACCAGAUCGGAAGUACGACGGGAUAGUCGGGGU
Messenger RNA from Ectocarpus sp. CCAP 1310/34, 977 nucleotides. The record is from the annotation of a GenBank genome assembly. NCBI's taxonomy places the organism in Eukaryota, Phaeophyceae, Ectocarpales, Ectocarpaceae.